ACCGGACCGUUCACUAAAUAAAAUUAAGAAUAUCUCAUUUACAGCAGUUCGCUUCCAACUUCGCACUCAGAACUGUGAAGGGUGGACUAGAGGAAUAACAUGGAAACUAGGAGUGGACCUGUUGUAGCCAGCCUCUUCGUAUUGUUAUGCGUGUUACCUACUAUAUUAUGUGCUUCAGGUGAUGGAUUGGUAAGAAUUGGACUGAAAAAGUGGAAAUUUGAUCAGAACAAUCGAAUUGCUGCUCAUCUAGAAUCUAAGGAUGGACGGUCUUUGAGAGGUUGCGAUAAGAAUUAUCAACUUCGUGGGAAAUCAGGUUACAGAGAAGAUUCUGAUAUUGUGCCCCUUAAGAAUUAUCUGGAUGCUCAAUAUUUUGGUGAGAUUGGCAUUGGCAGUCCUCCACAGAAGUUCAAAGUAAUAUUUGACACGGGGAGUUCCAAUUUAUGGGUUCCUUCAUCUAAAUGUUAUUUUUCGGUUGCUUGCUAUUUUCAUUCUAAGUACAAGUCAGGGCGUUCAAGUACCUAUAAGAAGAAUGGUAAACCUGCUGACAUACGUUACGGAACUGGUGCUAUUUCUGGGUUCUUUAGUGAAGAUCAUGUGAAACUUGGUGACCUAGUGGUGGAGGAUCAGGAGUUUAUUGAGGCAACAAGGGAGCCUAGUGUCACAUUUCUAGUUGCUAAGUUUGAUGGCAUACUUGGACUUGGAUUUCAAGAGAUAUCUGUGGGAAAUGCAGUACCUCUCUGGUAUAACAUGGUUAACCAAGGUCUUGUAAAUGAACCUGUGUUCUCUUUUUGGCUUAACCGUAAUGCUGAUGAAGAAGAAGGAGGUGAAAUUGUUUUUGGUGGAAAGGACCCUAAUCAUUAUAAGGGGGAGCACACAUAUGUACCAGUGACUAGAAAGGGGUAUUGGCAGUUUGAUAUGGGUGAUGUAUUAAUUGGUGGUAAAUCAACAGGAUUUUGUGCUGGUGGCUGUUCAGCGAUUGCUGAUUCUGGAACCUCUUUGUUGGCUGGUCCUACGGCUAUUAUUACUGAAGUUAAUCAUGCAAUUGGGGCCGCAGGAGUUGUGAGUCAGGAGUGCAAGGCCUUAGUUUCGCAAUAUGGAGAAACUAUAAUAGAGAGGAUUCUUGCCAAGGAUCAACCAGAGAAAAUAUGCUCACAAAUUGGUUUAUGCACUUUUGAUGGUGCGCGAGGUGUAAGCAUGGGCAUUGAGAGUGUUGUUGAUGAGAGUGCUGGAAGGAGCCAUGGUGGUUUGCAUGAUGCCAUGUGCUCCACUUGUGAGAUGGCAGUGGUGUGGAUGCAAAACCAGCUUAGGGAGAACCAAACCCAGGAGCGUAUACUUAACUAUGUUAAUGAGCUUUGUGAACGUCUUCCUAGUCCAAUGGGUGAAUCGUCAGUUGACUGCAACAGUUUGGCAUCAAUGCCCAAUGUUUCUUUUACAAUUGGUGGGAAGACAUUUGAACUCACUCCUGAGCAGUAUCUCCUCAAAGUUGGUGAAGGAGACAUAGCUCAGUGCGUUAGUGGAUUUAUAGCCAUGGAUGUUCCUCCCCCACGGGGACCUCUUUGGAUCCUGGGUGAUGUAUUUAUGGGUACAUACCACACAGUAUUUGACCAUGGAAAUCUGAGAAUUGGGUUUGCGGAAGCAGCGUAAGUGCGUCUUUUACGCAUCUCGGUUUUUUGGCAGUUCUUAUUAUCAUGCAAGAGAGUUCCUUUUGUAUGAAUUAUAGAUAAUAACACAGGGAAACACGUCUGCAUGACCUCUUUAUCUAGUCUUUAUGUUGUUACCACUGAGAAAACUGGUCAUAUUACUUUCAUAGCAAAUACGAAGCCGAUCUCUGUGUUUUAUUUGUGUGACUUGUAAGCUGCUGUGUAUAUAUUAUCAUGUGAGCCUAGAAGGGAACCUGUAUCGAAAACGAUGGGAAAGGGGUGGUUUUAAGCCUGUAUUGGUCAAUUGCAUCUUAUGUAUUUAAUUAAAUAUUUUUAGUGUGGUGGCAUGAUAAUGUGUUACGCAAGUUCUUUGGCGUAUGAAAAACUGAAUCAUAAUGGUUAAUGCUACUUA
Neltuma alba is the source of this 2052-nucleotide messenger RNA. Its product is annotated as aspartic proteinase A1. Gene Ontology annotation, molecular function: aspartic-type endopeptidase activity. The transcript has 14 exons. Gene Ontology annotation, biological process: proteolysis; lipid metabolic process. The record is from RefSeq and is a predicted model, not a curated record. Lineage: Eukaryota; Viridiplantae; Streptophyta; Magnoliopsida; Fabales; Fabaceae. Bases 100 to 1644 code for a protein of 514 amino acids.